Molecule: messenger RNA, 228 nt
Organism: Aphanomyces astaci
Lineage: Eukaryota; Oomycota; Saprolegniomycetes; Saprolegniales; Verrucalvaceae
Exons: 2
Coding region: 1-228 (75 amino acids)
Source: RefSeq, a predicted model, not a curated record
AUGCCUACUACGACUACCACGUUUCCUACCAGCUGGUCCUUUGUCCCCACUACGACGGAGCGCCCUGAUAACAACAGCACAGGCAAGCCGGCCACCAGUCGCAUUGAGUUGUCGGCGUCCAUCCACGGGACCACCAUGCUUAACGCUAAGAGGACGGGUACGAAACCAACAAGCAUGGUGGUCCCGUGGGUGGACGCCGACAACUCAAUGCGACUGGUGGCCAUUUAG